UUUGUUGACACUCAAUGGAAAACUCCAGAACAAAGUAUGUAUAGUCUGGCAAUGGGUUCAUCCAAAGCAUUUUUUGACAUCACUUUUUCACGGUGUAGGAGUUUGUUUAAUGACAAGAAGCUAGUGGAAUACUUACAGGAGAGCUCUUUUGAUGCAGUGUUUUUGGAUCCUUUUGAUGUGUGUGGCCUAGUUGUUGCCAAGUACUUUUCACUUCCAUCCGUGGUCUUCACCAGGGUAGUGUUUUGCCAUCACCUUGAAGAUGGUGCACAGUGUCCCAGUCCUCUGUCUUAUGUUCCCAGAGUUUUCUUGAUGUCCUCAGAUGCUUUGAGUUUCAUGGAGAGAGUAAGGAACCACCUGAACUACUUGGAAGAGUAUUUAUUUUGCCCUUAUAUUUUCCAAACUGCUCUGGAAAUUGCUUCUGAAAUUCUCUCAACACCUGUCACAAUAGGUGAUCUCUUCAGCCAAAUAUCUAUUUGGUUGUUAAGAACUGACUUUGUUUUCGAAUAUCCCAGACCUGUGAUGCCCAACAUGAUCUUCAUUGGUGGAAUCAACUGCCACCAGAGGAAGCCACUACCCAAGGUAUGUUGUGUCUCCUUUAGCACACUGCGGAAAACCUGGCUUUGGGUGUUAAGAAAGAACCCUUACUGA
This is a messenger RNA of Urocitellus parryii (Arctic ground squirrel), 648 nucleotides long. Lineage: Eukaryota; Metazoa; Chordata; Mammalia; Rodentia; Sciuridae. The record is from RefSeq and is a predicted model, not a curated record.